Messenger RNA from Colossoma macropomum (tambaqui), 2737 nucleotides. RefSeq lists its product as uncharacterized. NCBI's taxonomy places the organism in Eukaryota, Metazoa, Chordata, Actinopteri, Characiformes, Serrasalmidae. The coding region runs from base 263 to 2245 and encodes 660 amino acids. The transcript has 4 exons. The record is from RefSeq and is a predicted model, not a curated record.
UGUAAUAAAUUAACAAGAUGCUGUAGGUGUGCCUCCUCCACAGUCUUCAGAUUGUGGCUGCUGUCACUCGGGUGAACCACUAGAUGUCACUGUUUUCAACGCCUUGAUUUCAAAAAAACAAUCCUAUCAGGGCUUGCGUGUAACGUCAUGACGCAGUGUUCUACGCGUCUCCCGCCAUUUUGGCAGGUUCAGUGACAGGCAGGCAGCAAAGCUGGUGGACAAGUUUUCACCCCAGCAGGCUGCUCUGGGCCUCUAAGGCAUCAUGGUGGGGAGCUACUGCUGUGUUAUAAGCUGCCGCAGCAGCAGCCACGACAGCCGCCGCAAAAAGCUAGACCACGGUUUAUCAUUCUACCGGUUUCCAGCGUGGCGCCAAAACGAGGGGAGCAAAGUUUCAGACGUGACAAAGAGGCGCCGAGCAGCCUGGGUUUCUGCCGUAGGACGGCCUUGCAUCACAUUUUCCCAGAUUUCCGCCUCCAUGAGAGUCUGCUCCCGCCAUUUUCACUCAGGGAAGCCGGCGUAUGGAAUGCUAGAGUCGCAUCCAGACUGGGCACCAUCGUUACAUCUGGGCCAUGAAGAAAUCAAGGAAUCGGAAACAGAGGGUCCUGCAUGUCAGUUAAAAAGAAAACAGCCGAGAAAGACUGUAAAGAAGACGACUGCAGAGACGGACACAACCCAGACUGCACCAGGAGACCCUGGAGACACACAGGCUGCAGAAGGGAAGCCGGCAUAUGGAAUGCUAGAAUCACAUCCAGACUGGGCACCAUCGUUACAUUUGGGCCACGAUGAAAUCAAGACAACAGAAACAGAGGGUCCUGUAAGUCAGUUAAAAAGAAAACGUCUGAGAAAGACUGUAAAGAAGACGACUGCAGAGACGGACACAACCCAGACUGCACCAGGAGACACUGGAGACACACAGGCUGCAGAAGGAAAUCCCACAUAUGGAAAGUCAGAAUCACAAACAGACUGGACAUCAUUGUUACAUCUGGGCCACGGUGAAGUCAAGGCAACGAAGACAAAGCGUCCUGCACACCAGACAAGAAGAAAAAAUCCAAGAAAGACUCCAAAGAAGAAGAAGAAGACUGCAGAGAAGGACACAACCCAGAUCGCACAGGGAGACACCGGAGACACAUGGGCUGCAGAAGGUGGGACUGACAUCAGCGAGCCUGCAGUCAAGUUGGAGACAGAAUGUGAUCCUUGCGCUGAAAUCAGCCCCGUGUUGAUUAAAACCGAGGCCGAUUGUGAUUUUUGCGAAUGCAUGCGUGCUGAAGUCAACAGGCUGUUGGAAGAAAACAGGGAGCUGAGGCGAGAGCUCGACGAGAGAAAGAUGAGUGAAGAGUUUUUGAAAGCUGAUGAUGUUAAAGUCAUGUACUACACUGGCCUUACAAGCUUUGCUGUUUUGAUGGACGUGCUAAACCACAUUCGGCCCUUUCUACCACAAAUGAAUAAAAUGUUGUCACCAUUUCAGAUGCUUUUCUUAACCCUCAUGCGUCUGAGACUAGAUCUACCGAUCCAGCUCAUUGCUGACCUUUUCCACACAGACUUAAAGACUGUUUCCACCACGUUUGUUGACACUAUGGACGUCCUGUAUGCACAACUUGGCCCUCUAAUAGACUGGCCAGAGCGACAGUGUUUGCUGGCCACUAUGCCCCCUAAGUUCAUUGACUCGUUUGGGGACCGUGCUGCGAUUAUUUUGGACUGUUUUGAAGUAGAAAUCGAAGGGCCGUCCAGUCCGAAAGCCAGAGCACAGUCGUUUUCCCACAACCGACACAAUCGCACAGUAAAGUACCUCAUUGGCUUUACACCAGCUGGAGCUAUUUCAUUCGUUUCCAAGGGAUUUGGAGGCUGCUGCAGUGACAAGCAUGUAGCGGAAAACAGCGGCCUACUGGACAAACUGUCACCUGGCGAUUUGGUGUUGGCUGAUCAUGGUUUUGACAUUGAGGACAGUGUGGGAAUGAUGUGUGCUGAAGUGAAAGAUCCUGCAUUCACAAAAGGACAGAGGCAGCUGGAUGUGAAGGAUGUGGAAGAAACUCGUCAAAUAGCUCACCUCAGAGUCCGCUUGGAAAGAGUGAUGGGCAGUAUACGGGAUAAGUACGCCGUGUUAAACAAGGCAGUUCCUAACAGUUUGGUGCGUCCAUGUGAGGGAGAGGAGGUAACACUGCUCGAUAAAAUCAUCAGCGUGUGCUGUGCUCUCGCGAACGUAUUUCCCAGCGUGGUUGUAAAGUGUGAUGACGGACACGAUGAAUAAAUUACAUUUAGCAACUUGCUUCAAUAACAUGCACGUCCACAGACUGUUCAGCAUUUAUGCAUAAAUGCAUUGAGACGGAAUCAUCCCAAGUGUUUUGAUAUGAAAUGCACUGUUUGAGAGAAACUCAGUGUAAGAAUUGUUUACACUGGUGGUGAUAGGAACCAGACGUCUGAGGAGCUUCCCUCUAAAGGUGCGUUCACAUGUUUGUGUUUAAAAAAAGUCACUCUGCACGUGGCCAAUGGCACGAAGCCACACAAAUGUUGGCAUGGGGACUGUGUUACAAAAAAAAGAGCUUUAGCGGUGCAUUUUGUUGAUUUAACCCUUGUGUGGUGUUGAUGUGUUUGUUUCUCAGUGGUCCGGUGGACCCACAACAUUAUAGUUUCUUUAAAUCGGUACAGCCAUAACUAUUUAUGUAAAAAUACCAGAUGUUUAAAAUAUCACAAGUGGCCAGAGUAGGGUUCUCCUUUAGCAGCUGUAGCCAGUCAGCAGCAU